GCUCGCCGCCCGCCGUCGCCGCCCGCGUCCCAGCCCCGGAGCUCUGCUGGGCACACCGAGCUCAGCACCAGGCGCCCCCCAACCUGCCCAGCCCCCAGCCCACCAGCCCAGCCCAGUCCAGGGGAGCCAGCCGGCCUGGGGUUCGGUCCCGGGGGGAGGGGAGUUUCGGGGGUACCGGGCGGGGGAGUCGUGAGCCAGAGGGGAGGGGGCCGCGGGUUUUCAUGUACCCAGCAUGAGCUCCUACUUCGUCAACCCCCUGUUCUCCAAAUACAAAGGCGGCGAGUCCCUGGAACCGGCCUAUUACGACUGCCGGUUCCCUCAGAGCGUGGGCAGGAGCCAUGCGCUGGUGUACGGGCCCGGCGGCUCGGCGCCCGGCUUCCAGCACGCUUCGCACCACGUCCAAGACUUCUUCCACCACGGCACCUCCGGCAUCUCCAACUCAGGCUACCAGCAGAACCCAUGCUCGCUUAGCUGCCACGGAGACGCCUCCAAAUUCUAUGGCUACGAGGCGCUCCCCAGACAGUCCCUUUAUGGGGCUCAGCAAGAGGCGAGCGUGGUGCAAUAUCCCGACUGUAAAUCCUCCGCCAACACUAACAGUAGCGAAGGACAAGGCCACUUAAAUCAAAACUCGUCUCCCAGCCUCAUGUUUCCAUGGAUGAGACCCCACGCUCCGGGGCGUCGCAGCGGAAGGCAAACUUACAGCCGGUAUCAGACCUUGGAACUAGAAAAGGAGUUUCUCUUUAAUCCUUAUUUGACACGAAAGCGCCGGAUUGAAGUCUCUCAUGCCCUGGGACUGACUGAGAGACAAGUGAAGAUCUGGUUCCAGAACCGAAGGAUGAAGUGGAAAAAGGAGAACAACAAGGAUAAACUGCCUGGAGCCCGAGAUGAGGAGAAGGUAGAGGAAGAAGGAAACGAGGAAGAAGAGAAAGAAGAGGAGGAAAAGGAAGAAAACAAGGACUAAGCAAAAAAGAGAGAUCCCCCCCCUUUUAGCAACUCCCUUGAAGUUUCGUUUUAUGGUAGCAGAUAAAUUGAGAAGUUUACGACUGUCAUUUGCUUUUAUAGGGAAUAGAAUGACACUCACAACUCUAACUACCUGUCAGAUACUUGCAGCUCUGGUUUUAUUACCUUUGGACUUCCCCCACUCUUUAUUUGUUUGGGGGCUGGAAGGGGGAGGCUGAGACAUGGUAAAAAAUUCGGACUCUGUCUCACUCCUUGCCCCAACACACACACUUGUCCCUACCCCCACCCUUCUGAGUCCUUCCUGGAUUUUAAGGUCUGAGACCUGGCCUCCUUGCUCCCUCUCUCUACCCCUUGCCACACUCCCACCUCCCUGCUACUCUGAUAUUUAUUUUAGAGGAGAGCCCCCUCAAAAUGUGGAAGAGAACUUGUAGCUUUGUUUUUAUGCUAGAAUUAGUGUACUAGAUUUACUUUUUUUAAAAGGAAAGGAAAGGAAAAAUGAAAGGAAGGAAAGGAAAGAAAAAAAAUUUAAAAAUAAGGAAAAGAUAGCAAGGAAUAUCCCCACCCCCUUCCUGGGGCUCUCUGCUUAGAAAAACCCCCUUGGCUUUCUCUAGGAACCUGAUGGAAACCUGAAGGAGAUGUGGGUCUCUCCCCUGCCCUUCUUUCCAUGGGUAGAUGGAACCCUGCAGUCCCCUCUAAAAUCCUACCUAGCCAUCCCAUGGUCUGUGGGGCCCAUGCCUUCUUCUCCUUCGUGGUUUGAUUUCUGUUCCGUUGGGCCCAGCUUCUUCUGAGCUGCAUUAGUAUUAGCGCUCAGAAAUCACCAUAAUCAUGAAAAUAAUAAUAAUACUGAUAAUAAAUAUUUAACAUACUACCUAAAGGGAACCUGCAAUAAUCUUGAAAAAGAAAAAGAGAAAUUAAAAAAAAAAUCCUACUAUAGGAGAAAAAAAGAGAAAAAAUGAAAA
This is a messenger RNA of Microcebus murinus (gray mouse lemur), 1919 nucleotides long. It is a transcript of the gene HOXC8, whose product is annotated as homeobox C8. Lineage: Eukaryota; Metazoa; Chordata; Mammalia; Primates; Cheirogaleidae. The record is from RefSeq and is a predicted model, not a curated record. Gene Ontology annotation, molecular function: RNA polymerase II transcription regulatory region sequence-specific DNA binding; DNA-binding transcription factor activity, RNA polymerase II-specific. Gene Ontology annotation, cellular component: nucleus. Gene Ontology annotation, biological process: regulation of transcription by RNA polymerase II.